Molecule: messenger RNA, 1427 nt
Organism: Gracilinanus agilis (Agile Gracile Mouse Opossum)
Lineage: Eukaryota; Metazoa; Chordata; Mammalia; Didelphimorphia; Didelphidae
Gene: SLC35E1
Product: solute carrier family 35 member E1
Exons: 6
Coding region: 1-1248 (415 amino acids)
Cellular component (GO): Golgi apparatus
Molecular function (GO): antiporter activity
Source: RefSeq, a predicted model, not a curated record
AUGGCGGCGGCGUCUGCGGUCUCGGUGACGGCCUCGGCGGCGGGUGGAGGGUCGGUUGGCGGCGCGCGGGGGGCCGGGGCCGGGGCGCGGGAGGGCGCGCGGGUGGCGGCACUGUGCCUGCUGUGGUACGCGCUGAGCGCGGGCGGGAACGUGGUGAACAAGAUCAUCCUGAGCGGCUUCCCCUUCCCCGUGACCGUGUCGCUCUGCCACAUCCUGGCGCUGUGCGCGGGGCUCCCUCCGCUGCUGCGGGCCUGGCGCAUUCCGCCCGCGCGCGGCCCGGGACCCGGCUCUGGCCCCGGUGGGGCCGCAGGCGCCGACCCGCUGCCGCCCCGCUUUUACCCGCGCUAUGUGCUCCCGCUCGCCUUCGGCAAGUAUUUCGCCUCGGUGUCGGCUCAUUUUAGCAUCUGGAAAGUGCCCGUGUCCUACGCACACACCGUGAAGGCAACCAUGCCGAUCUGGGUGGUGCUGCUGUCCCGGAUCAUCAUGAAGGAGAAGCAGAGCACCAAGGUAUAUUUAUCCUUGAUCCCCAUCAUCAGUGGUGUCUUAUUGGCCACAGUCACUGAGUUGUCCUUUGACAUGUGGGGACUCAUCAGUGCUCUGGCAGCUACCCUCUGCUUUUCCCUACAGAACAUAUUUUCCAAAAAGGUGCUGAGAGAUUCACGGAUCCAUCAUCUUCGGUUGUUGAACAUACUUGGAUGUCAUGCUGUCUUUUUUAUGAUCCCGACGUGGGUUUUAGUUGACCUUUCUUCUUUCUUAGUAGAGAAUGACCUGAAUUCGAUUUCCCAGUGGCCCUGGACUUUAAUGCUGCUAAUAGUCAGCGGAUUUUGUAAUUUUGCACAGAACGUCAUUGCUUUUAGUAUUCUUAAUUUGAUCAGCCCAUUGAGUUAUUCUGUUGCAAAUGCCACAAAAAGGAUCAUGGUUAUCACAGUAUCCCUCAUAAUGCUACGCAACCCAGUUACCAGCACUAAUGUUCUGGGCAUGAUGACAGCUAUCUUAGGCGUCUUCUUGUAUAAUAAGACCAAGUAUGAUGCAAAUCAAGAGGCCAAGAAGCAUCUUCUUCCCGUAGUGACCGGAGACCUUGGAAAUCCUGAUCACCAUAGGAACCCACAGGAGAAAUCUCAGAAUGGAAUCGUUUUCCCUCAGCACGGGGACUAUCACUAUGGCCGAACCAGCAUCUUUACAGACCACUUUCAGUACAACAGGCAAAACUAUCCAAACACAUACAAUUUAAAUCACUAUGAUGUAUAGAAUUUAGAAGACAGGUAGAGACUGUUAAGAAAUUACUUUUCCCCCAAGCAGUAUCAGAAACUUCUGACACACCAGUGAGUUCAGAAUCAUAGAAUGUACUUCUCCUGCAGAUGGAAAGGUGCAUGAUUGUCAGUGACCCAAGCGUUAUCUUCUGCUAAACACAUUCUUAUGCAUGGAGC